Messenger RNA from Solanum dulcamara, 760 nucleotides. RefSeq lists its product as uncharacterized. The transcript is spliced from 2 exons. Lineage: Eukaryota; Viridiplantae; Streptophyta; Magnoliopsida; Solanales; Solanaceae. The record is from RefSeq and is a predicted model, not a curated record. The coding region runs from base 86 to 760 and encodes 224 amino acids.
UGCAUUCCACGGCUUAUGUAGUGCAGCACGGCAACUUCAGUUUCUUGAGACCAACUCUGAGGAAACAUAUUCAGAAGGAUCUGAAAUGGAUGUCUCAAGUGAUGGAGACUCUGAGAUAGGGUCUCCGGAUCUCCUUCAAGAUAGUGAAAACAUAUUGAAAGACUUCAAAACUGCAGAUGGCAGGGACUUUUCCUACCUGAUUGAUGUUUUAGAUGAGGCCAGUUUGCAUGGCAUGAACCUAGGAAUGUGUUUUGAGACUUGGAAUUCUUUGGAAUGUCCUGUGAAUCCCUCAGUGUUUGACUUGUUAGAGAAGAAAUACGGGAAACAAACAUCUUGGCUGAAAUCAGAAAGGAAACUUCUGUUUGACCACAUAAAUUCAGGGCUAAGUGAGAUUUUGCAUUCAUUUCUGGAGAUCUACAUAAUGGAAAAAUCUUUAAAGAGAAGGUGUUGUUCUACAAUGAGGAGAACUGAUAUUGAAGAAGAGUUGUGGAGGAUGCUGAUUAGUCAUGAAAAUGAAAUACGCAAGGACUUGUCUGGGAAGGCAAUUGGAAAUGAAAUCAAAUGGUUGCAGGUCGAGGAGGAAAUUGGUAGCAUAUGCAGAGAAAUAGAGAAAUAUUUGUUGGAUGAGCUAGCUGCAAUAUUAGCUUUUGCAUUGAGAGUGUAUAAAAUGGGAUUUUUGGCCGCUAAGUUUUCUUACUAUUUCCCUCCUCAAGUUACUGGGAAUAGAUAUAGUUUUUUUCCAACAGUAGUUUCGAUCUGA